This is a messenger RNA of Drosophila subpulchrella, 4908 nucleotides long. RefSeq names its product proto-oncogene tyrosine-protein kinase receptor Ret. The record is from RefSeq and is a predicted model, not a curated record. The transcript is spliced from 7 exons. Gene Ontology annotation, cellular component: signaling receptor complex; axon. NCBI's taxonomy places the organism in Eukaryota, Metazoa, Arthropoda, Insecta, Diptera, Drosophilidae. The coding region runs from base 806 to 4516 and encodes 1236 amino acids. Gene Ontology annotation, biological process: multicellular organism development; cell surface receptor protein tyrosine kinase signaling pathway; protein phosphorylation. Gene Ontology annotation, molecular function: transmembrane receptor protein tyrosine kinase activity; ATP binding.
GAUUAUUGAGUUGUAUUAUUGUUUUAGUAAGUUAACUAAGUUUUCUGUUAUUACUCUUAGAACCUUUUUUUGUCGCAGUGAUAUUUAAAAACAGUCGGGGGCAGUCACUGACACUGAAGAACCUCCACAGUCGUACUUUGACUCUUGCGGUCGUCGGUCGUUCGUUAGUUGCCGCUUUCGAAUAAGUUUUAUAUGGCAAUUGCCAUUUUUGGCGCAACAGGACGGCUAUAUGGCCUUUGGGAGACGCACCUUAAAAGUGCGCCCGGAUCGCCUGGGUCGCGUAACCUUUAAUGGGGGAAACGCCAUGGGCCCGGGCCUUUGAAGCUCUCUCAAAUUGGCAACCGGUUGGCUCCCAGUGAAUGUCUUUCUGAAUUUCUGUGUGUCUGCUGCAAAGCCUCUUUGUGUCAGUCGUGUGUCAUUAGCAUCCGCCAACUGAGCUCCCAGUGUGUCAAAAGAUUUGAACUUUAAAGUGCUCAGGUGCUGAAGAGGCCCACAGACGAAAAGUAGACAGCAGACACUCGGACUGCCAGUCAGUCAGUCGGUCUUUGAAUGUACUGUGAAAAAAUAGUGUAAUUAAGUUCGUGGACGAUUCGUACGUGGCUAAUUGCCAACAUCAUUGAAAAAGAAGACCAACACAAAAAAAACAUAUGUAUAUAAAAGACAAUUGGGAAAAAUAAAAACAAACAAAAUAAGAUACAGUUUGCAGCGAAAAACCCAUUAAAAUGUGUAAAUAUGUAAUGUGCGUACACGAGUGAGCGACUAUUUGCCGAGUGAUAUCUGACUUUUUGCAACAAAAGUAACUGCGAUGGAGUCUUUUAUUAUUAUUAUUGUGACGCUGCUCACAAUUGUCACACAACAACUGAACAAAUGUGCGGCCGUCGAUGUUUAUUUUCCCAGCACAUCGGUGAAAUUUAAUCUGCCCAUCAACGAGAAGUCGGAGAGCAUCUUCUCAAAGAUUCCGCUGGCCCAGUUCCAAGUGCUGCGAAUGGAAAGCAACCUGUUGGCCAGUGAUUACUUGUAUAGCCUAGAGGACAAUCCCCUGCUGCGGAUCAAUAGUUCCACCGGCGAGAUAUAUAUGCGCACGGAUUAUAUCACCCCGAAUUCGAGUGUCAAGUAUGUGGUGACCGCCUUUCCCAGGGAUCAACGGGAUCAUGAACUGCUGCCCGUCUCGCAUCUUACGUUGGAGGUCACACCCCAAUCGCUGGAGGAUUACUGCUCGGAACUGGAGCACAUUUGCUUCUGGAGCAGUGCUGAUUACAGUAUAGCCGAGUCGCAGGGUCAAUAUCGUCGUAGGGAUUUCUUUGAACCCGUACUUAUAGGAGCCCUUAAUUCCCGGGGCGCCAAGUAUCUGUGUCCUAAUGUAUCCCUGGAUUACUCCCUCAAUGCCGGCAGCUCUCACUUCGUUCUCAAGCAAAACCGCCUGUACACCCGUCAACCCCUAGAUCACGAUGAGCUCAAUGGCCUGAACGCCAAGGCGGGACAGCUGCAGGCCAGGAUUACCUGUACGAUUAAAUUAUCUAGCCGUGAUCAGAGGAAAUUCUCCCGCAGCUUCGAUAUUAAGUUACUCGAUCGCAAUGACAACGGACCCAAAUUGCAGGAGAGCGAUUCGAGAUUUGAGUUCUACCUGGAGCAGCCCUACUUUCAAGCGGACGAGGAGGCGGGGAAGAAAAUCAUCUACGUGGACAAGGAUACGCUGGCGGCAAAUGCUCACAUGGUCUAUGCCGUGCACAAUGACACCAAUGGGUUGUUCCGGACGGAUUGCCACGCCUACGAAGCGGAUCACACGGGCAGGCCUCAUACCAUCAUCAGUUGUCAACUUCGAUUCUCCCGGAGCGGCGUUUUUCGGGAAACCCCCUACUGCGUUUCACUGGAAGCUCGGGAUCUGACCGUUGAAAACCAUAACGAUGCCAUGUCAGCCACGGCGUACAUUUGUUUCCAUAUAGACCUGAGUAACCUUCACGAAACCGACCAAGAAUUGCCCCAAGCUCUGCCCCUCCGAUCACGUCAGCAUCGUAUCUUUGAGGGUGAAGAUUUCAAUGGUGAUUCUUCGGGCAGGGGCCUGGUUCCCUUGAGCGUGGAUUACGAAAAGGACGUUUCCGUAUUUCGGACCGCUGCCUCCUAUUAUCGGGUAGUCCAACCGGAAAGUUUUCUAGAAUUAAUGAGGUCUCGUUCUAUACGAUUCGAAAUAGUGGAAGAUAAAAUUGGAGCUUUUGGUAUUACCUCGACAUCGGGUAUUGUCUUUGUGAAGAACCCCCAGGCUUUGGAGGAGGCGCCUGAAACCAUAUACUUCUUGAAUGUCACCUGGAUAGAUCAGCAACGUCUCUCGCAUGUUCGAGUGAUCAAUGUCCAUCUGAUUCAUGGUAGACCCGAGAACACCAGCUGCGAACUGAAGAUCAAAUCUCGAUCACAAUCUUGUGCCCAGGUCAAAUUCCAAACGCAGUGCAAUCGAUUUUGUGGCUUGGCAACUGGUGGCGGAUCUUGUCAGUGGAGGGGAACCAAUUCGGCGAUGUUCAGUACUAGAUAUGGAUCCUGCGUGCCCGAGUCCCAAUAUUGUCCCGAUCAUGUGUGCGAUCCCUUGGAGGAACUGCAUCCCAUGGCCUGUCCGCAGGAUUGCACGCCAGCUGGCAAAAUAAUGGGUCCGCAUUCGAGUAAUGAGAAUAAGAAGGGGAUCUACAGUGCCUCGGGUACGUGCAUAUGCGAGGAUAAUGGCAAGUGUUCGUGUGCUCCGUUGGAUGAGGAGCCCAGGAUUAAGAAGCCCCGCAAACGGAAGAAUGAAACGGAGGCGGAACCGCUGCUGGGCGGACGGAAAGGUACUGCGACCGAUCAAUCCCUUCAGGAUCCUUUGCUCAUGGGUGUCCUAAAUGUGGCUGGCUUCGAGUGCGAUCGCUCUUGCAUGUUCUUCGUAAUUAGUUGCCCUCUGGUCUUCGUUCUCCUGCUUCUCUGCCUACUAAUUGUCCAGCGGAAGAUGCUCCAACGUCGCCUGGGCAAGCAAUCGAUGACCCCAUCCGACAAACAGGCUCUUCCGGAAUCGGGAGACGGAGAUCUCGCCCUGAUGCCGCUGCAAAGUGGUUUCAAGUUCGAAAGUGGCGAUGCCAAGUGGGAAUUUCCCAGGGACAAGCUGCAAUUGGAUACGGUCUUGGGAGAGGGUGAAUUCGGCCAGGUUCUGAAAGGCUAUGCCACAGAGAUCGCUGGCCUGCCGGGAAUAACCACCGUGGCUGUGAAGAUGCUGAAGAAGGGCGCCAAUUCCGUGGAGUACAUGGCACUGCUCUCGGAAUUCCAGCUCCUGCAGGAGGUGUCCCAUCCCAAUGUGAUCAAGUUGCUGGGCGCUUGCACCUCCUCGGAGGCUCCUCUCCUGAUCAUCGAGUAUGCCCGAUAUGGUUCGUUGAGGAGCUAUCUUCGCCUCAGCCGGAAGAUCGAGUGCGCCGGGGUGGAUUUCGCUGAUGGAGUGGAGCCUGUGAAUGUGAAGAUGGUUCUUACCUUCGCCUGGCAGAUCUGCAAGGGUAUGGCCUAUCUUACGGAACUUAAGUUGGUUCAUCGCGAUUUGGCCGCUAGAAAUGUUCUCCUGGCAGAUGGCAAAAUAUGCAAGAUCUCCGAUUUUGGACUAACCAGAGAUGUUUACGAGGAUGACGCUUAUUUAAAACGGUCUCGAGAUCGUGUUCCCGUCAAGUGGAUGGCUCCUGAAUCUCUGGCGGAUCAUGUAUAUACCAGCAAGUCGGAUGUGUGGUCCUUUGGCGUUCUCUGCUGGGAACUGAUCACCCUGGGAGCCUCUCCAUAUCCUGGCAUUGCUCCACAGAACCUGUGGUCUCUGCUGAAGACGGGUUACCGCAUGGACAGACCGGAAAAUUGUUCGGAGGCUGUUUACUCCAUAGUUCGUACCUGCUGGUCAGAUGAGCCGAAUGGCAGGCCCUCUUUUAAAUUCCUGGCCUCGGAAUUCGAGAAGCUAUUGGGCAACAAUGCCAAGUACAUAGAUCUGGAGACGAAUGCCGUUUCCAAUCCGCUUUAUUGUGGUGAUGAGUCGGCCCUGAUGACGACUGAAUUCGGUGAACCGGAUUCGUUGCAGCACCUUUGGUCACCACCCAAGAUAGCCUAUGACAUCCAUGACCAGGGCACCAGUUACGAUCAGUCGGAGGAAGAGGUGCCAGUGACUUCGACAGCCCCACCUGGUUACGAUCUCCCACGACCUCUGAUCGAUGCCACCGCCAAAGAGCAGGUUCUGCGUUACGAAAACGAUUUGAGAUUCCCCUUGAAUAUUCGAAAAUCCAGUUGCACGCCAAGUUACAGCAACAUGACCAACGGAUCUCCAGCGGCCACCUCAUUGCCACACUAUUCCGUUCCUGUGAAGAGGGGUCGCUCCUAUCUGGAUAUGACCAACAAAAGUCUCAUCCCAGACAAUCUGGACAGCAGGGAGUUUGAGAAGCAUCUCUCCAAGACCAUCUCGUUUCGCUUCUCUAGUUUGCUGAAUCUCAAGGAAACGGCGGAGGCGAUUCCAGGACAGCAAGCCGAGGAUGCUGUCUAGAUUCCAUGUUACAAUUACCUUUCCCAUCUGUGUAUAGUUUCCCCCCCAACCACUGAGUUCCGAGUUCUUGUCCCUCAUCUGCGCCUGUUUUUCAGUUCAAACUGUUUGUUGAUUAGUUUUAGUUUAACAUUUAGUCUCUUAGCUUUAUGCUGAUGCCAAAUAUGGAUUGUAAAAGGACCGAAUUAGCAUUCGAAUACUCCCAUGCAUUUAUAAAAGAAUUUACUUAGCCAAAGACAAACUUAGUGCUAUCGGCGAUACAUUCCAGCCAUCAUUCCAAAAAAACAAGCCGUUUCGGAUAACAAUUUUAUAAGCACUCCGCACUUAAGCCAUGUGUUUUGUACAAACUUUAUCCAAAUUUGUUUCACAUUUUAUAAAUUGUAUACUUGUGCUUU